Molecule: messenger RNA, 1652 nt
Organism: Andrographis paniculata
Lineage: Eukaryota; Viridiplantae; Streptophyta; Magnoliopsida; Lamiales; Acanthaceae
Product: transcription factor MYB98
Exons: 4
Coding region: 357-1652 (431 amino acids)
Biological process (GO): regulation of DNA-templated transcription
Cellular component (GO): nucleus
Molecular function (GO): RNA polymerase II cis-regulatory region sequence-specific DNA binding; DNA-binding transcription factor activity, RNA polymerase II-specific
Source: RefSeq, a predicted model, not a curated record
ACCAAUAUUAUUAACGUUGUCAAUCUGCUGAAAUAAUUCGUUUCUAAUAUAAAUAAAUAAAUAAAUAAAUAAUAAUAAUAAUAAUAAUAAUAAUAAUAAUAAUAACAAUAAUAUCCAUAGAGCAGCUUGAUGGUCUCUCGUAGCUUCCCCACCGUCGAUCCUCCCCACCCUUCAGAUCAACGGUCCUCAUUCAAUCCCAUUAAUCCUCCACUACAUACAUAUAUACUGACACAGUCACCACUUCAUCUUCUCCAUUCUCCACACACAGACACACACACACAGAAAUAUGUAUACAAUAUCUAUAUAUGUAUAUAUACAUAUACAUACAUGUACAUAUAUAUUGAAGGGCUAAUUGCAUGGAUCUCGACACAUGUUCUUCAUCUCAGUGCAGAGGCAAUCAUCAAAAUCAAAAUCUUCAUCUUCAUCUUCAUCCUGAUAUUUACAAAUAUCAAACUCCUCCAAAUCUCCAUGAAAAUCCGUACUCUUCGUCAUCAUCUUCUUCCCUUUUACAGAAUCUCGAUGAUCACAGCCACUUCAAUUUCAUGGCAGAACCACCACCACCACCCAGCCAGGCAGGAGCAGUACUGUACGAUCCAUUGGAUCACCAAAACCCUAAUCAAUUGAUCAAUAAUAUCCAAUUGCAGUACCCUUAUAAUUUCCCUCAGAUCAAUAUCAUAAACCCUAAUCACCAUCAAAGCUCGACCACUGCUUAUUUCCACGAUUCAGAUCAUCAUGCUUCUAUGGAAGCUCUGCAGUAUCAGCGGCCGUUGGAUCUGCAGAUGAUGAUGAUGAUGAUGAGCUCCCCGCCAGAUUAUCAUCAUAAUCAGCGCAUCAUUGAUCAUGAUUCCUGCACCUUCACGAUAAUACCAGAUCGUGUUGAUAAUAAUAAUAAAAAUAAUAUUACUAUUAAUAAUGGUAAUAAUAACAAUGUUUCUGCUGCAAAUGAUCAGAAGGCUAAGAGGAAGAGAUUUGUGGAUAAAAAGUCUGAAAUAAUUAAAGGCCAGUGGACGUCUGAUGAAGAUAGAUUGCUGGUGGAGUUGGUGGAGAAGCAUGGAGUGAGAAAAUGGUCAUCCAUAGCCAAAAUGCUUCCUGGGAGAAUUGGGAAGCAGUGCAGAGAAAGAUGGCAUAAUCAUUUAAAGCCUAACAUUAAGAAAGACCGGUGGUCGGAGGAAGAAGACAAGAAACUGAUCGAGGCCCACCGGCAGCUGGGCAACCGGUGGGCGGAGAUUGCCCGGAGCCUCCCGGGGAGGAGCGAGAACACCAUCAAGAACCACUGGAACGCCACCAAGAGAAGGCACCUCUCAUCCCAGCGUCGCACGUCAUCUUCCAGCCCGACUCCCGCAUCUGCUUUACAAGACUACAUCAAGACUCUCCUCGAUAAUUCUAACUCCGCCGACACCGUGAAGAACGCCUCAUCAGGCCACUCUGCAUCCACCUCCCCAGCUCAUCACAGUAAAUUGAAGCAGGAAGUGGACAAUAUUGAAAUUGAUCAAGAUCAAGAUCAAGAAAGGUCGAUCGAGUCAAUAAUGGCGCAGAGUAAUGUUACUCAGGCUGAUAGCAGUUGCGAUCAGCAGCAACAACACCACAACAUGACUUCUGAGUUGCAGAAAGAGAUGGAUUUCAUGGAGAUGCUCUCUUUCACCUACAUUUAG